This is a messenger RNA of Paramacrobiotus metropolitanus, 1334 nucleotides long. Its product is annotated as thiamin pyrophosphokinase 1-like. The record is from RefSeq and is a predicted model, not a curated record. The coding region runs from base 188 to 1006 and encodes 272 amino acids. Lineage: Eukaryota; Metazoa; Tardigrada; Eutardigrada; Parachela; Macrobiotidae. Gene Ontology annotation, biological process: thiamine metabolic process; thiamine diphosphate biosynthetic process. Gene Ontology annotation, molecular function: thiamine binding; ATP binding; thiamine diphosphokinase activity. The transcript has a single exon.
AUAGUAAGGGGCAUAUGUUAAAACUUAAAUGUCUUCUGUUUGUAUGAAAUUUUCGGAGCAUGCACGCGUUAGCAGCUUAUGGUUAGCAUGGGCUUCGUAGCUGCUUGAAUUCAGCAGCUCUUAAUUCUUAUCAUACCGCACACUGGCGCAUCGAGUCCUUUCUCUGCUUGCAAUACCACUAGCACACAUGUCUACCGCAGCAUCCAUUCCUGCAGCUAAGCGCAUGCGUUUACUAAACUGCCUCCUGCCAUCCCACUCCAAGAUCGCCCUCAUCGUCCUCCACACGGUCUAUUCACCCGAAGACCAAUCCACACAGAAAUCCGCCAUCCAUUCCCUACUGCGCAACUCCGUGCUGCGUUGCGCCGCCGAUAGCGGCGCCAAUUUCUUCUACGAUCUCACGACAUCAUCACUCAGCGCCGGCGACCACAGCCAGCCCACUGACGCCAUCCAUCCCGAUAUUGUCUCGGGGGAUUUCGAUUCGAUCCGGCCCGAGGUGCUGGCCUUCUACCGCGCGCAUCCCCCCACCCGCGUGAUCUACACGGAAGACCAGAAUGAGACGGAUUUCACCAAAGCCCUGCGCAUCGCCGCCAAAGAGAUCACGGCCCGCAGUCUGCCUGCUGAGGCCAUCGUGGCGUUCUACAGCGGAACGGGUCGGUUUGAUCAUCUGAUGGCCGGGGUGAAUACUCUGAUCCGGGCGCAGACCAUCACCAAUCUGCCGGUGUUUAUGGUCUCCGGAGCGGAUAUGCAGUGUGUGGUGCAGCCGGGACGCUGUGAACUGAUGGUGGAUGUCGGGUUGGAGGGGCCGUACUGUGGACUCAUUCCACUGAGUGGACCGACACGCGUCACCACGAAGGGCUUGAAGUGGGAUUUGUCGGACCAGAUUAUGGAGUUUGGUGAACUGAUCAGUACCAGCAAUGAAAUUGUGGCGGAUGUCGUGUUUAUCGAAACGGAUAAGCCACUGCUAUGGACCAUGACGCUGAAGAAGCCUGCUACCGAUUCGAUGUGAUUUGUUUUGAGCACUGCUUUUUUCAUUAAAAGCGCGAGUAGUUUGUAUUUGGAAAGCUUGCUACUCGAAUUUUUAGACUCCGGUGAAAUAAUUGUAAGCGAUUUUUUUACUAAAUGUUAUUAUGAUUGCAUUUAUUAUAAUUUCUUUUUCUGGCCUUAAAUAUUUUGCAUUGUUGUGAUCUUCUACUGUGAUCUUUUAGAUUAUCGAUUACCACUCUGCAUUUACUAGUUGGAAAUGCAUAAGAUUGCCUUUUGGUAAAUUCACCAUAAUUUUCUUUCGUUAAUUGUCUUCAGCUCGGAUAGCAUUACAUCAAAUUCAGUACAGUAAC